Messenger RNA from Paramecium octaurelia, 1191 nucleotides. The record is from the annotation of a GenBank genome assembly. Lineage: Eukaryota; Ciliophora; Oligohymenophorea; Peniculida; Parameciidae.
AUGAACAACAACAAGACCAUGAAAAUUAAAAAAUCAACAGAAAAAGGAUUUGAUCUUGAAUCCUGCUUCUAAAAAAGUGAGACAGAUCACUAAGACGGUUACAUAAAGGAUGCUGAUUAUUAUUUUGAUUCCUAUUCUCAUUUCAGCAUCCAUGAAGAAAUGCUUAAAGACAAGAUCAGAACAAAAGCCUAUUAAAAUGCCAUACUUAAGAACAAGGUAAAUAUGUAUUCCCCUACAAGUCUAGCAACUUUUUCAAAAUAAAAUAGUUUUGGAUGUAGGAGCAGGAACAGGCAUUCUCUCUAUUUUUGCCGCUUAAGCUGGAGCAAAACAUGUUUAUGCAGUUGAGAAUGCUAACAUUGCAAUCCACGCAAAAAAGAUUAUCAGUGAUAAUGGAUUCAGUGAUCAAAUUACCAUUGUAAAAGGAAAGAUAGAAGAAAUCGAAUUACCUGUUGAAAAGGUGGAUAUCAUCAUUUCUGAAUGGAUGGGGUAUAUAUAAAAUAAACUAAAAUUUAGUUAUUUUCUUCUUUAUGAAUCCAUGCUUGACUGCGUUCUGUAUGCAAGAGACAAAUAUUUGGCUCCUGAUGGCCAUAUGUUCCCAGACAAGGCUAUCAUGUAUCUAUCCACGAUUGAAGAUGAUGAAUACAGAAAGUCUAAAAUUGAUUUCUGGUAAUUAUCACAUACUAUAAUUUAAUAGGGAUAAUGUAUAUGGUGUAAAUAUGAGUUGCAUUAAACAAUGGGCACUUCGAGAACCUCUAGUGGAUUGCUGUAAUCCAGAACAAAUAAAUUCCAAUUCCUGUCCAAUCUUUGAGAUUGAUAUCAAGACAGUGAAAGUGGAUGACUUGGAUUUCAGUCAUUAAUAUAUGUUGAAGAUUUAAAAGGAUGAUUAUGUUCAUGCAUUAGUUGGAUGGUAUGUAGUUAAUCUAUCAAUAUAAAAGGUUUGAUGUUCAAUUUUCCAGUUGCCAUGUUCCAGUAAGAUUGACAACAUCUCCUUAUGCAGAAAGUACUCAUUGGAAAUAAACUGUAUUCUAUAUUGAAGAACCAUUGGCUGUGAAAAAUAAUGAUAUAAUCUCAGGCAGCAUAGCUGUGAAAAAGAACGCUUAGAAUCCAAGACAUUUGGAUAUCAAGAUUUCGUAUCACUUGGAAAAUGUUUAUGGAAAAAACGAUUAAUUUAUAUUGUAUAGACUCAGUUGA